Molecule: messenger RNA, 6260 nt
Organism: Seriola dumerili (greater amberjack)
Lineage: Eukaryota; Metazoa; Chordata; Actinopteri; Carangiformes; Carangidae
Gene: usp12b
Product: ubiquitin carboxyl-terminal hydrolase 12-like
Exons: 10
Coding region: 66-1232 (388 amino acids)
Biological process (GO): protein deubiquitination
Cellular component (GO): cytosol; nucleus
Molecular function (GO): cysteine-type endopeptidase activity; cysteine-type deubiquitinase activity
Source: RefSeq, a predicted model, not a curated record
CUCUGCAGCCGCAUCGGCUCUCACAAUUUCAACAUCGGGGUUCGGUCCACCAUGGCGGCUUACGGAUGGAAAUACUGAUGACAGUCCGAAAGAUCGCCUCGAUUUGUACGAUGGGCGCCAAUGCCUCUGCCUUGGAAAAGGAGAUUGGACCGGAACAGUUUCCCGUUAAUGAACACUACUUUGGAUUGGUCAAUUUUGGCAACACCUGCUACUGUAACUCAGUGCUGCAGGCUCUGUAUUUCUGUCGACCGUUCAGGGAGAAGGUGUUGGCAUACAAGGUGCAGCCACGUCGGAAGGAGUCCCUCCUCACCUGUCUGGCCGACCUGUUCAACAGCAUCGCUACGCAGAAGAAGAAAGUCGGAGUCAUCCCUCCCAAGAAAUUCAUCUCGCGGCUGAGAAAAGAGAAUGAGCUGUUUGACAACUACAUGCAGCAGGACGCCCACGAAUUCCUCAACUACCUCCUCAACACUAUCGCAGACCUGCUCCAGGAGGAGAAGAGCCAGGAGCGACAGCAGAAUGGAAAACUGGUGCAGAAUGGAGGAGGAGGGGGAAGUGCAGGAGGAGGAGGAGGAGGAGGAGGAAGUGAGGGAGGAGGAGAUGGCGAAGGAGGGAAGGAGACACAACAGACUUGGGUCCACGAGAUCUUCCAGGGAACACUGACCAACGAGACGCGCUGCCUCAACUGCGAAGCUGUGAGCAGUAAAGACGAGGACUUCCUGGAUCUGUCCGUGGAUGUGGAGCAGAACACCUCCAUCACACACUGUCUCAGGGGCUUCAGCAACACAGAGACAUUAUGUAGUGAAUACAAGUACUACUGUGAGCAGUGUCGCAGCAAACAGGAAGCCCAGAAAAGGAUGAGGGUGAAGAAGCUACCCAUGAUCCUCGCCCUCCACCUGAAGCGCUUUAAAUACAUGGACCAGCUGCACCGCUACACCAAACUGUCCUAUCGCGUCGUCUUCCCGCUGGAGCUCCGCCUCUUCAACACGUCCGGGGACGCCACCAAUCCCGACCGCAUGUACGACCUGGUGGCUGUCGUCGUACACUGUGGCAGUGGUCCCAACCGCGGACACUACAUCACCAUCGUCAAGAGCCACGGCUUCUGGCUGCUGUUUGACGACGACAUCGUAGAGAAAAUUGACGCGCAGGCGAUCGAGGAGUUCUACGGUCUGACAUCGGACAUUUCCAAGAACUCCGAGUCGGGAUACAUCCUGUUCUACCAGUCCAGGGACUGAACCAGCCAGCGGUAAAAUCCCCAACAGACUGUCACUCAACAGAGGGGGAGGGGCUUAUGCCUGCCACCGGCUCCGCCCAGUACGCUCACAUAAGUAUCCAGGCUUUAUUCCCUGUCGGCGGAGAUUUGCACUGGAGCGCCAACUCGGAUCGGUUGAGACGUGCGCAGGUCGCAUGCCAGCCUCCUGGAUUACGACCGUUUAAAUCCUCUGAGCCCACACUGCAACAAAGCACCUUACAAAACAAGAUGGCCGAUUCUGUAACGCUGGCUUUGCACUGUGGCAUCAGCUGGGAAGACUUAAAGAGUAACGCCAAUCCAAGAGGCUGACAUCGGCGUGUGCACAGCAGUCCAUUCUGGAGGUAAAAAGCAGUCUGGGACUGCCGUGAUGAUGCAGAGUGACCAAUCAGCUGUUUCGGAUGAGACACAUAUGUGACUCGUGCCAGAGGAUGCCAAGCCUCCGUGUCAUGGUUACCAUCGGUGGCAUCGCAGUCUUCUUUAGCGUUUUUUUGUGUGCAUAUUAUUAUACCGUGCUAAAUUAGCUUUCCACAGUGACCGUAAAGCUUUUCCUUAGCUUUACGCUAACACAUAACCUUCACCUCAAAUUUAAAACAAAAAAAGAAAGAAAAAAAAAAAAAGAGAAGCUCCCUAAUGAAUCUUCCUCUGGAGACGGAGAAAGACUAAUAUCUGACAGCGUUGUUAGACGUCCCGCCUGUCACAACAAAACCACUGACACUACCUUUAGCUUGACGCGCAGUGAUGCAGUUGCUAGUUUGCAGUGUUUAUAUCAUGAGGUGGUGCUAACGAGAUAUAGUGUUAUAUAGGCAGAACGGGAAAUGAAAACCAGCCACUGGAGAGGCGUCGAUGCAUCUGACAAAUUAGUCUUUGACAGAUAAGAAGGGCUCAUUAUUUUCAGUUUUUACUCAACAAAAAAAAAAAAAUUAUUUUGAAUAUUUGAAAAAAUAAUAUUUUGCAAUAUCUGUAAUUCAACCAUUUACUGUUUUAUUAAUUAUGUCAAGGUUUUAUCAGCAGCUCGUUUGAGGUUUUCAUUUUGUUUUUACCAAGUUUAUUUGAAGAGCUGCAUGAAGACACCUAAAAUUUUGGUAGAAAUCAGUUAACUCCAAAUAUCUAAGUGGUAAAGAUCUAAAACGAUGAGCUUCAAGAUCUGACAAUCCUGUUUUUAGCUUUAAAAAAAAAAAACUAGUUGUCUGAGCAGUGAAAGUGGCUGGUGAAAGUUUAAGUUCUCCAGUUCCUGGUGUGUCGUGCCAUUACGGGUCAUGUUUGGUGCCACAGCAGAGAGAAAAAAAAAGUCCACAAGGGAAGAUAUUAAACGAAGAUGUUUCAACAGCAUAAGCUAACUUUUUAUUUUUUUGAAGUUGGCUUCUCGUGGUUUUGACUUUACAGUUUGCUUUUAAAGGUUCGUGUUGUUUUAACAUUUUUGAAUUUAAAAACAAAACAAACAAAAAAAGCCAGAAUAUGCACAUUUGUAUCGUUUUAAAGGGACACACAAAGAGAAAGACUUUUUCUUUCCUUUAAGUCAGUUCUUACAUCCAAACUGUCACACUACACAAAACCUGUCUGAAUGUUUAGUGUGUCUUGUCCUUUUAGCGCCUUUUUAAAGCUUUAUUUACCGACUGCAAACUCUAACACCUCCCGUACGCACACCUUGCUACAGCUGGUACAGUACACCUCAUAAUAUCAGCCACCAAUCAUACGCUGGCAAAUUUCGACUCUGGCUUAAGUGUUUCUCCUGCAGCUGCAGCUCUGGCAGGCGCUCAGACCUUUUACAUAACAUGUUUUUCACUCCACAAUCAUCCUGCAUUGCUCAAUAACGCUGAGUGACGCUAACGGUCUGCUGAUGUGGAGCUCGUCCACGGUCGGUCGGUCAGUCGGUCGGUCGGUCGGUCGACGGCGGCGGCGACGCGGUAUAUUUAAUGCAGUAAGACGGUCUCUGUCUGUGUUUGUCUCAGCAGUUUAAAAUGGCUUCCCCCUCCUCAGUAUCUCUUAAGAUCUAAUUCAGGAAAGAGUUCUGAUUCAGUGUUGACUCAGCCUGUUACUGGCAAUAUUAAAGGGUCAUGUCACCAAACAUUGGACUCUAGUGUUGCUUUUUUUUAAAGCAUAAAUUAAACUGUUAAAAGCUGUAAUCGUAAAAUCAGAACUAAAACUGGGAAGUCAGUUAAUUAGUCGAUCAGCAGAAAAAUUAUUUGCUUCUUAAGAUCUAGGAAUUUGUCGUCUGUCUUUCUUGGCAGGUUGAAGAUUAAAUAAGAAAUUAAUUCAAAUAAAUGUAUUAAAAAAACAAAAUCAAUGAAUAGUGAGAAUAAUCAUUAGUUGCAGUUGUAUCAUAAACACAUAAUGUCAGUUUAUUAAAUGUUAGAAUAAUAAAUGUCCCAUCACUUAUUCCCCAGAGUCCAAGGUGGCAUCUUCAGAUUUUCCAAAUUAUUCAAUUCACAGUGAUAUAAAACAGAGAAAAGCAACAAAUCCUAAAGUUACAGAGGCCAGUGGUCAGAAAACAUUUGGUCUUUUUGUCCUGACAAACAACUUAAAUGGUUAAUCAUUAUCAAUAUUGAAGCCAAUUAAUUUUCUAUCUACGAAUUUAACAGAUUACUCGUUUACAGCUCUGGUCUCUUAACGAUUGUGCAAAUAGAUAAAUGGUUUAAUUGAUGCUCAUAAAUAGGUUUUAAUUGUGCUGAGAGGAGGAGAAACAGGAGCCAUUUUAAAACUUGAGCCUGCUGAUCGGCAACAACCUCCUCUUCUUUCUUUUUUUGUUAAACGCACAAACAAACCAAAUGUAGGUUCUUUUGGUUUAGUCUUGUUUUUUCUGAAGUAUGUUUUACACUGCCAAGCUCAUGAGGCUCCACCCAACCGGGCUGCCUCGGAUUAACGAGCAAGCUCACCCGGUCACACUCCUUUCGUAACGAAGCUGCAGCAGAUGGAAAGUGAAUGGAAACGCGCGCUCUGUGGCCUGUAUAUGUUCUACAGCAGUUGAGUGGCCUGGGCAGUGGGUCGAGUAUUAUCUGAAUGUUAAAAUGUACAGUAAAACAAGAGCAGGGCUGAUGCUUGACCUGUAAAAUGCCAUUUGGAUUUGGGUGCGUCUCAAAACUCAAGUCGUUCUCUCUCCUUCUAAAAGCAUUUACAAUAAAACAUUUUUUUACAAGCACAGGAUCAGAGUAACGUGUCGCCCUGAUCCACUCUGGAUAUGUCGGGUUUACCCACAGCGUGUUUGAGUCACCGAGCCUUGAUCCCUGACCGUCGUAUUACGUAUCGCAGUCCUGCGUCGCUGUCUCCCAGAACUCUGGCAUUUCAGUCACUGAGCAGCUGACAGGAAGUACAAAACAAAAGUACAGACUCGCAGGGUGAUAGGCAAUAUUCAUCAUGACCCAUAUGACCUUUACUUCAGGUUCAAAGCUCCAUGUGGCAAACUGCCUGAUUGAGAUAUUGGGGCUGUGUUUGCAGGGUUAAAUAUAUAUAUAUAUAUAAACCAAUCAGCGACGACGUGUGCUUUCGUGCUGGCAGUGUUAGGACAAUGUAAUGUUUAUUACCAUUAAAAAAGGAAAGUUAUCAAGUUGGCUUACUGACUAACUUGGAAAAAAGAGCAAAAUAGUGUCGUGCCAUUACGGGUCAAUGUGUGAGUGAGUUAAAAACUUUGAAAUAAAACUUUUUCUCAUCACGAUUAUGUAUCAGAGCUGAAAUAAACACAGCUAAUCGUUGAUAGGGUUUCUAGAGUUUCCAAUCUCUUUUAGUGCUACUCCAUUACAGUCAGUACAAGUCAUGAAAAAUCAAAGUUUAUAUAUAGGAUGAAAUGUCCCAUAGCGAUCCUGGACAGCGGUGCGUCGUAUGACACACACCUGGAUCAGGGCGAGGUAAUGUUAAAACAGUGUCGGUAAAUCCAACGAAAUCCAAACUCAACAGUUACAAUCUGCUCAUUACAACCACAAAAGUUUGUGGUCGAGUUCUUGAACGUUUCAUAGUUUUCAAAACGAAGGAGAGGCGGCGACUUCAGCUGACGCGUCCCAAACACUCCACUUCAUCCACUGGGUCGAGGUUUCAAAGUCAACACUAUUUCCCUUUCCUGUCUGUGCUGCUCUUAAACUCAACUAAUCUACAUGAAAGGAUGAUGUUGACAGAAUUUUUUUUUUUUUUUUGGGUUGAUCCACUUUGUUUCCAUCAGUUCUGCAGUUUUUGGAAGUCAGAGAAAAGAAAAGGUCUGACUUGAAAUUCAGGUUAUAUCGGCAGAGGCACCGGCAGAAUCUGUGGACACCUGAAAUUGUUGCUUUCAUCUGUACCAAAUGAUGAGUUUUAUAUUUGAAGCAUAUUUUAAGCAAACCUUCCUUCACUCACGGUAUAAAAUAACAAAAACAAGCACAAAAAGGCAUCACUUGGGAAAUGGAAGUCCACAGAUUCAGUUCGGAGCUGGUUAUGAAUCUGUGUUGGUUGAAGUGUUUGGCCAGACAAAGCUUUGGAAACCCAUGUUGAAACAAGGCUCUUUUUUUUAUUUAAAUACUAUUAAUAUUAUUAUUAUUAUGAAUGUUUAUGUUAACUUCUUUUUCUUAGAUGUUUCACUUGUUUUUGAUAUAUUUUACUAAUUUUAAUAGUCUACCAUUCUUGUGUAGGCAGCUCUGGAUAUUUUUAAGGAUUUAUUUUGGUUUAAUUUUUGGGAGUAUGUGAUGAGAGAUGUUGAUGUGUACAUAAAUACAGAUGUUAUUAUUGGAAUAUAAAUAAUUGCUUGCUUGAAAUAAUCAGCAGAUCUAGAUCAAACAAUGUUAGCGGACAUUAUGUCUCUACAGUACUUUUAUUCUGGUGGUGAAUCAAUAUGCCUGGUGCUUAAAAAGUAACAAGCCCCACCCAUCUGGCAUCACAGGCAGCCUAAACCAAACAGCCCCAAAUGAAUGAUCUCAUAUGUAAUCUGACCGGUCACAGUAUUGUACACAGAAAACUCAAGAAGUUUUCCUAUAAGAAACUGACCAAAAACUGUCACAUGUAUCACUGUGUUAAAGGAAAAAUCCACUUUAAAUUACAUGAGUACUUGAAAAUA